GAAAAAAUCAAGUGGUUUGAAGGAGACGCCAAAACUAGCUUGCGUUUGUGGAGCAUCAAUGGAACCCACAAACGAGUUACCAACUCAGCAUCAGCGUUGAAUCUACGCACCGCCCCAAUUUCCAAAUUACCAUCUUUACGUAAUUGGAAUCCAAUUUCAAUUUCUGUUUUGAUUUUAGUCUCACUCAUCAUCAUCUUUAUUCCCAUUUUGUGGUUUACCUUCUACAAUCCACACAACAAAAACCCACUUCCAUUUCUCCAUUUUCUUCAACUCGAUUUCACUCAUGUCGUUCAGAUUCCGAGGAGGAGGAGGGGCGAAUGCUUCUUCUGGAAUGGGUGUUGCUGAACACUGUAAAUGCACCUUCUUGGAACUGCAAAGAAAAAAGGCUCAUCGUUACGUGAUCUUCAGAAUCGACGAGAAGAAAAACGAAGUUGUUGUCGAAAAGACCGGAAAUCCUGCCGAAAGCUAUGACGAUUUCACGUCGGCUUUGCCGGAGAACGACUGCAGAUACGCGCUCUAUGACUUCGACUUUGUUACCUCUGAGAACUGUCAAAAAAGCAAGAUCUUUUUCAUCGCUUGGUCUCCUGCAACCUCUAAGAUUCGAGCAAAGAUGUUAUAUGCAACAUCCAAAGACCGUCUCAGACACGAGUUGGAUGGUGUCCAUUACGAGAUUCAAGCAACGGACCCUACGGAAAUGGAGCUUGAAGUGCUCAAAGAACGCGUAUACUGAUUGGUUAGCUUUCUUGAACUUGAAAGUUGCAAACCGAUUUCUCCGCUUCUUUCUAGCAGAAAGAAGUUAGUAUGUUCCGAAUAAAUGGCGCCCACAUGACAAUAAGACGAACACAACCAAUUCUUGACGGGCUGCGCCAAUGUUUUCGACCAAUUAUUGUAAGACUCCUCCCAAUAUUUAUGCUUUACAAAUUAGUAUGUAAUCAAUGACCUAUAGAUAUACAUAUAUAUAUAUAUAUGUAGUUGGCUUUUGAUUCUAUCAUCUUCUUGAUGCUAUUAGUUUGUUAGAUACAAAUAUAAAACCGAUCCCGGUUUGAAGAUCUAA
Molecule: messenger RNA, 1054 nt
Organism: Cynara cardunculus var. scolymus (artichoke)
Lineage: Eukaryota; Viridiplantae; Streptophyta; Magnoliopsida; Asterales; Asteraceae
Product: actin-depolymerizing factor-like
Exons: 3
Coding region: 284-730 (148 amino acids)
Biological process (GO): actin filament depolymerization
Cellular component (GO): cytoplasm; actin cytoskeleton
Molecular function (GO): actin filament binding
Source: RefSeq, a predicted model, not a curated record